AUGAAGCAGAGGAGCGAGGUGGCCAAGGUGACUGAGCACGUGAUUAAGCGGUUGGAGCUGCAAUCCGGGAAGAAGUUCAAGACGGUGCGGACGGAUCGGGGGAAGAAGUAUGUCAACACGGCUCUCAAUAACGUGUUCGGGGGCAAGGGAACGAUUCACGAGAAGACCGCCCACUACACAGCCGAGCAGAACGGGUCGGCAGAACGGCUCAAUCGGCAAAUGGAGGAGAAGGUCCGGGCGAUGCUCGAAGAUUCGGGGCUACCCAAAGAGAUGUAUGAGCCGGCCUCCAAGGCGUACAAAGUGCUCCGGGAAAGCGACGGAAGGAUCAUGAUCUCCCGGGACGUCAUUUUUGACGAGGGCGAGGGGGUCAACGGAGUUGUUGAGCUGGGCUCCGACCCCACGAAGGGCUCCCCAGAGGCAGCCGGCGAGCGCGACACCGCGCCCGCGAUCGCGCCUGAACAUGCGCACACGCCUGCGACCAACCGCGGACGCGUCGCACGCACAAUUUCCGAAACCGACCAAAUUGGGCAUGUUUUGGAAACGGUGGGAGAGAGCAGAGCAGAGCUGGAAGAGAUUGCGAACGACUUAAGGAUGCCAACAUCGGAUGCUCAGAGGUACCGCGCGUGA
Molecule: messenger RNA, 627 nt
Organism: Klebsormidium nitens
Lineage: Eukaryota; Viridiplantae; Streptophyta; Klebsormidiophyceae; Klebsormidiales; Klebsormidiaceae
Source: the annotation of a GenBank genome assembly